This is a messenger RNA of Marchantia polymorpha subsp. ruderalis, 2576 nucleotides long. Lineage: Eukaryota; Viridiplantae; Streptophyta; Marchantiopsida; Marchantiales; Marchantiaceae. The record is from the annotation of a GenBank genome assembly.
CAGGACUUCACCUCCUCCUCCUCCCCCUUCUUCUCCUACUCUCUCCCCCUCUGCGACAUCAUACACUCGUUCCGCUCGUCGAGUGUCAACUCACAAGUCCCCCUUCCCCUCUCCCCUCCGCCUCCUCUACCCCUCCUCUCCUUCUCUCUCUCUCUCUCUCCUCUCUCCCUCCCCCUCCCCCUCUCUCUCUCUCUCCUUCUCCCAUCCCAUACAACAACACUCCCUCUUCACACGGGCAGAGAGCGAAGACGAGAAAGACUCGAACAGUUCACGUCUCGUCUCGUCUCGUCUCGUAUUCCCCAUCCCCACUCCCCACAGCUGCUUCACAACCUUCAGUCUCAGGACAUUCAGUCGCGAUCGCGUGGCAGGACACCGAUCGUCACUCACUCACUCGCUCACUCUCGUGCUCGCUCUUCUUCUGUCUGUCUCCCUCGCCACGCUUCUGUCUAUCUGACGACCUCUCUCUUUCUAUCUCCCUCUAUCUCUCCGACUUCCCGUGCCAGUGAGCUGCCUGCCUGCGGUCCUCGCACUGAUCAAACUGAACUCACUGACUCAGACACUCCCGCAGUCGGUUGGUGAUGCUGCCGUGUCCUGGUCGAUCAUCGAACUCGCCACUGAGUCACGGCUGCCAUUCUCGACGACUGCUUCCUGCUCAACUCCACGAGCGUCAGCUGGAAUCAGCGAGUCCCGCAGCGCGCACUGGGCUGCCUUGGCUCACUGAAUUUUUUGAUCAGCUGGAAGCUCCAUGAGCAGACUCCCGAGGCGGACUUGAGACAUAUCGCCAUACUGUACUAUCUCUGCAGGCGGAGUGUUUUGUAUAUGUACAUCUUGCGCUCUGUCUGAUCAGGCUCAUACUCGGCUGGCUCAGCUGCGGCAGCAGCAGCCGUGUCCGUCGCAAUCGCGCUAUUAUUUCUGUAUAUAACAUUCAAAAAAAUAUUUUCUCAACCGAUUCUACUGCAAUCUUCUAAAUAGACACCCAUUCAACCUCUGUAUAUAACAAUUUAUCGAUUCUUGAAUAUCCAAGACUAACAUUUUACCACGAGCGCGCCCGCGACUAAACGAACGAGCUCCCUGGGAGGUCACAUGGCUGCCUACGUUUUAUGAACUGCUCGACCACCAUCUGCGAGGAGAAUCCCGGGCGAGGAUGGCUCCCAGUAUCGAUUGCCCAGCUUCCUUGUACUGCAGCGAAGACGUGAGUGGAAAUGGAUGGGAUGAAGACGGCAACGUUUUCUGCGAGGACUUGAGCAGUGACCUGAGCGAAGUGCUACAUCCGGCUCUGCAUAGCACCAUUCAGUUUCCAGUGAGAAAUGAGCAGGCCAUUGCAGCUCUCGUUGAGAAAGAAGCUCGCCACAUGCCCGAGCCGGACUACUUGGACCGAUUCAUUUGCAAGAACCUCGACCUUAAUGUGCGACAGACUCUGGUUAACUGGCUCCUCAAGGUUCAGGUCUACCACAAUUUCGGCGCUCUGUCCAUUUCGCUCGCUGUCAACUACCUGGACCGCUUUCUAUCUCGCCAUGAAUUGCCUGAUGAAAGCGAGUGGAAGGUGCAACUGCUGGCCGUGGCAUGCAUGUCUCUAGCUGCGAAGAUGGAGGAGACCGAGGUCCCGUUCCUCUUGGAUCUUCAGGUCGGGGAUGUCACGCACUACUUCGAAGCACGCACCGUGCAACGGAUGGAGCUCCUCGUCUUGAGUACAUUGGAAUGGAGAAUGAGCGCAAUCACUCCGUUCUCGUACAUUGACUACUACUUCGCCAAGCUCGGAAUAGACAACACGAUUGUCAGAUCGCUGCUGCUCCGAGUGAUUGACCUCCUUCUGGGAACUCUCAGAGAUGUAAAUUUCCUUGCCUUCCGACCAUCAGUCAUCGCUGCGGCCGCCGUUCUCAGCGCCCUUGACGAACACGUCCCCAUUCAGGGCGAAGCCUACAAGAAGAUACUGUGCGAGACAUGCAACUCGGCGGAGCUAGAGCGAUGCCUCUUCAUCAUGCAGGACGUUCUGGUCGAGGUUUCCCCUCAGAGAUUCUUUAAGCGGCGGACUUUUAACACAUCUUCAGUACCCCAGAGUCCCGUGGGAGUACUGGAAGCUGCAUCGUACAGCUGCGCCAGUGAUGGUGCUCAAUCCUGCGAGGCUAGCCCCAGCAGCGUGAGCUCCAACACUGCAUCAGCUCCCAAGCGACGUCGUCUCGACGGCCUGUGCAGCAGCCUUUUUACAUUCGAAGCACUAUAGAAUCGCCCCUUUGAGCUACAAUAGCACAGCAUUCGGAGGAGUUGCCGCAAUUUUUAAGACAAAUGUGGAUAGAAUAAUUCAACCAGGCGACCAUCUCAACCUUAUAAUUAGACGAUAAACAAAGCUGGAGGCAGUAGUCGUGACUUGAUUGAGCAAUUAGGAAGAGGAUUCAGCGGAUCAAGACUUAAAGAGGUUUCGUUCCCUUCGGGGUUAAGGUAGACGAGGAUAUAGUGUAUGGUGGAUACUUGAAACACCAAUAACAAACUGUUAAACGAUUAUUUCUGGUCAGAUAUCCCGCAAUGCGUUCCGCAUUGUUGACCAUUUUUUGGUAAAGCAUCCCUGUUCGUUUACUCCC